AUGCCAAUACGAGAAAUAGUCAAUGCCCUGUUUCUCACUUACGUUGGCACGGAAUGGAUGCUCCAGUCGUCCAACGAAUUGGGCAAACAUCAACAUGACUCUUUUCAAGUCUUUCUUCGGAUUCUCCAGAACAAUAAAUUAUUUGUUGCGUUAGUUUCCUUUCUUAAUAUUGUGGAUACUUUCAAGAGAAUACUCCCGAGUUUGGAGGGAUUGUGGCAAUUGCGAAUUCUGUUAGCUGCGACGGCCUACGUAUUCGCGCUCUAUGUGGAUUGCAAACGAAAGCUGCCCUCGUUGGAGCUCUCGUCAUUUUUACGCCAAGUCGCAAUGGCCUUUUUGAAAGUCCUUCCCAUUUAUCCAUUCUUGGCAGUCUUGAUUAGUUUUGUCUUUUUGUUUGUCAUUUCCAUCUUUGAGACCCUGCACUUGCCACUGGAGCUAUUGAACAUGCCAAUCUACUAUGGGACCUUGUAUGGGCCAUUUUCUUAUAUUUAUUAUAUUGUCAAGCGACAAGUGAUUGAAUCGACGACAUCACUUCCAACUAAUAAUAUGGCUGCGGGGGAAAUGACAGCCUAUUUUGCAAGGUGA
This is a messenger RNA of Cylindrotheca closterium, 582 nucleotides long. NCBI's taxonomy places the organism in Eukaryota, Bacillariophyta, Bacillariophyceae, Bacillariales, Bacillariaceae. The record is from the annotation of a GenBank genome assembly.